AUAAAUGUAGUACCCGUCGCGUAUGGCGUGUUCACAUUUGUGUUCACUGUUCAGUUCACACUUCACUUCACAGCAUUCCAAUUUUUGUUUAUCACUCGCUACUUAUUAUUAGUUAUGUACAUUAUUAAGAUAUAUGCUUUUAUGUGAAGUUAUCGCGAAUUCCUUGAAAAUCUCACUAAACUCGUUGAUUUUGCAAUUUGCAGCCUGACUUUUGGGAAUUGGGACACCCUGUAUUUAUUCAACGAAACUUUGAAAGCGAACAUGAAAUUGAGUAUGGAAAAUAUUCCCAAAUUACCGUUGUGGAAUAAGUGGAAGAGACCGGCGUCAAUUCCUUAUCCAAACACAUGGCAUAAAUUUACAGCAAAAUCGAAAGAUGGUAAAGAGUUCAAAAUAAAAAUUAUAGAUAUAACUCCGGAUAGAUUUGAAGAAAGCUUGGAAUUUGUACGAGAUUAUUGGUGCUCAUAUGAGCCUUUAGCCGUAUCUGUGAAACUGAUAGAAGAUGAAAUAUGUCUUCGAAAUGACUUGGCCAAGCAAAAUGCAUCCUUUCAGCAGCGUGUCUCUAUCAUGGCUGUAUUAGAUGAAGAUGUUCCAAAACCGAAAAUGAUCGGAUUACAAACGCUGUAUGUAGCUUCCAAAGAAGAUGAUCCUGCACCAGAAUUAGCUGGAAAUGCAAUGAGUAAACUUGAGAAGAUGAAUGAGGACCUGUAUGCAAAUCACGAUCAAUUCGAAAUCCUCGGAACUGACAGAGUUUUAAAAGGAUUCGGUUUAUGUGUUAGACCAGAUUACUGGGGAAUGAAUAUAGGCUACAACAUUGUACUCUGUUUGGAAAAAGUAGCCAAAGCUUAUGACUUGAAAGGAUUCAUGGCUUUGUACACUAGUAUUCAUUCUCAAGCUAUAGCUGCAAACGCUGGAUUCAAAGUAUACAACGAGAUAUUCUACGAUGAUUAUAAAGAUGAAAAAGGCAAUGCGAUGUUUCCCAUUGAGCUUACCAAAUCGGCCAAAUUGAUGGGAUUUAAAUAUUCGUGACCUGCGGAAGUGGUUGAAAUUUAAUAUUUAUGUAGGUAUAUGCAAAAUGAAAAAAUUUUCAUUUCCAUCCUUUAAUUUUAAGUCUACUGAUAAAUAGCAUAUAUCCGGGUUGAAUUUCUAUAAAUGUUAUGUAUUUUCAACCCUUGAAUUAUAAUUUGUAAUGUGAAAUUUUA
Planococcus citri (citrus mealybug) is the source of this 1199-nucleotide messenger RNA. RefSeq lists its product as uncharacterized. Lineage: Eukaryota; Metazoa; Arthropoda; Insecta; Hemiptera; Pseudococcidae. The coding region runs from base 262 to 1026 and encodes 254 amino acids. The record is from RefSeq and is a predicted model, not a curated record. The transcript has 4 exons. Gene Ontology annotation, molecular function: N-acetyltransferase activity.